AUGGCACUCUUGGAGCGGAUUGCGCUGAUGGUGGCAUUGGCCACCUGCGGAGUUCGAGGAGACGACGGAUUUCUGAAAGAGCCGCCAGAUUACAUUAAAGAGUGUAGGAUAGCCGACAAGGACUUUGUCAACUGCUCGACCCACAGCAUUCAGCAGCUGUUCGACAAGCUCAACGACGGCAUUCCCGGGCUCACCAGCAUCAAGAGCUUCGACCCCUUUUACCUGAACCGUAUCCGGAUAACGCAGGGCAACAGCAACGCGAUCAACCUCAAGGUGGAGCUGGCCAACGUCAAGAUCAUUGGAUUCGGGCACACCAACGUGCUGGAGAGCCAGGUCUUCAAGAAGGACUACAGCUGGAAGACCACGUUCACGCUGCCAAAGAUGAAGCUUCAGGCGAACUACAGCCUGUUUGGUCGAAUCCUGCUCAUCCCGUUGAAUGGAAAGGGGCAGGUGUUCCUAGACGCUGAGAACAUGACGGUCACCAUGCACACGAACACGCGACUCUACUCCAAGGGAGGAUUCACCUUCUACAACGUGACCAGCCUCCAUGUGGACUUCAAGAUGGAUGGCCUCAAGUCAUAUUUCUCCAACCUGUUUAAUGGCAACAAGCAAUUGGAGGACAGCACCAACAAGUUCUUCAACGACAACUGGCGUAUGCUGGCCGAUGCCCUGUACACGGUCAUCACCCAGACCAUUGAGGAUAUUCUUCUGGACGUGCUGAAGAAGAUAUUCCACUUCAUUCCGGCAAACUUCUUUGUCAGUGACAUCCCGACGCCAGAACAGCUUUAUGGGAAGGCCAAGCCGAAGCCGAAAUGA
Molecule: messenger RNA, 816 nt
Organism: Drosophila eugracilis
Lineage: Eukaryota; Metazoa; Arthropoda; Insecta; Diptera; Drosophilidae
Gene: Jhbp6
Product: circadian clock-controlled protein daywake
Exons: 5
Coding region: 1-816 (271 amino acids)
Source: RefSeq, a predicted model, not a curated record